Molecule: messenger RNA, 312 nt
Organism: Penicillium crustosum
Lineage: Eukaryota; Fungi; Ascomycota; Eurotiomycetes; Eurotiales; Aspergillaceae
Exons: 5
Coding region: 1-312 (103 amino acids)
Source: RefSeq, a predicted model, not a curated record
AUGGAUAGGGUCAUCACUGCCCAGAGGGCACACAUUCAUCAUCAGAACAAAACGCGUGCUGUUCGACCAGAUAUCCCUGGAAAAAAGAUCGAGGCGAUUGAUUCCAAGGAGAUAAUAUCAGAAUCCCAGAGUGGCCUUGACCAUUUCCAGAAGCAAGCACCCUGCCAGGUUGGUACAUUUCUGGCAUCUCGUAACGCUAGAUCCGUGAAACAGGGUGAAGAACCCUUUGCAAACUCCAGUGGUAUCCGUGAACUGCUCAAGAUGGGACAAAAAAAGAGAAAUGCUCCCAGGUUGAACGCCGGGAAGAGCUGA